AUGCAAAAGAAACCAAGUCUGCAUAGUUAUUGGCCAGUAGAUGCUCGAGCAGCAGAACGUUACACAGCAGAAAUGUUUGCGUAUUUCCAAAUCGAAUAUAAGGAAACUUUGGAUCUCAUUCUGGAAAAUGUUUAUCAAGAUGGACCAUUAUGUACAUACAUGGUAACAUCAUUUAAAUUUUCAUAUUGCACACCAACCAAGUGUAUGAUCUCCCAUCCCAAUACCUGUUUAGUCGUUGGAGAUGCGAAAAAUGGUGUUGGUAUUGAAGAGCCUGGGAUGACAGUUCAAGGUAAUAGUGGGUUUUCUAGCCUCAGGUACAGUGACUUGACACAUACGGCUCUAUCUUUAUCCAUGAAAGGUACAAGCACUGAAACUUCUACUGCAUUCACAAGGAAGUUACUGACUGGAAUUCUAGGAGAGUUGGAUGAUUUUUUAAAAUCCAGUCAAGAUGGUCAAACAAAAAAGAUUAACGACGUUACAAGUGUGCGCAAUGAAAAUGACCUUGGGGAACAAAGAAUCCAACUUCCGGGACAAAUUGCGGCGGAAGGUGAAAGAACUAACAAUAUUUUCGAAAAUGUCCAGUCUGAUCAGCUCGUACCAAUUCAUCUUCUAUCUUCUUUCUCAUCUAACAAUUCUCAAUUGAUAUUCUCAAACGUCAAAAUCUCAUUUACAACUUCUUCUAAAACCCUAAGGGUUCAAUGCUUAAAAAGGUCUGUAAGGACAGGAAAACAAAGAUAUCCAUCAGAGAAGAAGAAACUCCGAAGAAUAAAGAGAGAAAACCCAAUUUCUGAAAUUGAAAAUAAAGAUGAAGGUUUUUGGAGGUUAUCUAAACUUGGAGUUGUUGUUCAUAAGGAUCCUGGUAAAGAUUAUCUUGGUAUAUGUGAUGGUCUUCUUGAAGCCAUUGCUAAAGUCCUGGAAUUCCCGGUUUCUACCAUGUUGCCGGCAGAACCAUUUACUGUUGUGCGGAAGUCUUUUGACGCCAGAAAGUUGUUGAAGGAGCCCAAAUUCGUAUAUACUAUGGACAUGGAGGUUAAAAAGCUCUUGGAUUUGGAACCUCGUACAUGGGACUUCAUCUCUCAGCUAGAACCGAAAGUGGGGCUCAUAGAGCAUCUGCUUCAAGAAAGAGAUUCUGGUGAUUUGAUAAGUGUAAUAAACAAUGCUAAGAAGAACCAUAACCUUCAAACCAAGACAAAGCCAAAAAUUGCUGUGGUGGGAAGUGGGCCAGCAGGUCUGUUUGCUUCGCUUGUGCUCGCAGAACUUGGUGCAGAUGUUACCUUAAUAGAAAGGGGUCAAGCAGUUGAAAGAAGAGGGCGUGAUAUUGGUGCCUUGGUGGUUCGUCGGAUUCUUCAGACGGAAAGCAAUUUUUGCUUUGGGGAGGGUGGUGCAGGUACCUGGAGUGAUGGAAAAUUGGUCACUAAAAUAGGAAGGAACAGUGACAGUGUGAUGGCAGUUAUGAAAACUCUUGUUCACUUUGGAGCUCCAGAAAAUAUCUUAGUCGAUGGGAAACCUCACUUGGGAACGGAUAGGUUGAUUCCACUUUUACGCAAUUUCCGGCAACACCUACAAGAUCUAGGCGUUACUAUCAAGUUUGGCACAAGAGUUGAUGAUCUGCUUGUAGAAAACGAACAGGUUGUCGGAGUCAGAGUUUCUGAUGCAACAAAUGAAUUGCAUGCUGAUAGCCAAAAUUUGAGAUAUGAUGCAGUUGUUCUAGCCGUAGGGCAUUCUGCUCGUGAUGUUUAUGAAAUGCUUGUUCCUUAUAAUGUGCGCAUGGUUCCCAAAGAUUUUGCAGUUGGGUUGCGGGUUGAGCAUCCUCGAGAAUUAAUAAACAAGAUCCAGUACUCUGCAUUGGCUACUGAAGUUCGCAAAGGACGUGGAAAAGUACCAGUUGCAGACUAUAAAGUUGUCAAGUAUGUUGAUAACGUAAACAACGGGGAAACCACUAAAUCAAGGGAAACAAGUCGUAGUUGUUAUUCCUUCUGCAUGUGCCCAGGAGGACAGGUUGUUCUCACCAGUACAAAUCCAUCAGAACUCUGUAUCAAUGGUAUGUCAUUUUCUCGCCGCUCGUCCAAAUGGGCAAAUGCAGCACUUGUUGUCACUGUCACAUCAAAGGACUUUGAUGCUUUGAAUCUCCAUGGGCCUCUUGCUGGAGUUGAGUUUCAGAGGGAAUUCGAGAGAAGAGCAGCCGCAAUGGGAGGGGGAAGUUUUGUUGUGCCUGGGCAGACAGUCGAAGAUUUUCUUAAUAACAAACUAUCAGAAACCUCUUUGCCAUCAUCAAGUUAUCGGCUGGGAGUGAAAGCAGCGAAACUCCAUGAAUUGUUCCCCACUCAUGUCACAGAGGCUUUACAGCAUGCAAUCUCAAUGUUUGAAAGAGAGUUACCGGGCUUUAUUUCAAGAGACGGGCUUCUUCAUGGAGUCGAGACGAGGACAAGCUCUCCUAUUCAGAUUUCUCGUGAUGGAAAUACCUAUGAGAGUGCAUCAUUGAAAGGAUUAUAUCCUAUUGGAGAAGGUGCUGGUUAUGCUGGUGGGAUUGUAAGUGCUGCUGUUGAUGGCUUAUAUGCUGGCUUUGCUGUGGCCCAAAACUUAGGUCUUUAUGAGGGCGGAAUAGAGUCAGUUUUGGGGAAGGCUCAGAAGAGCACUGGAAUUGUCAAGUACUGAUGUGGUUUCGGGAAUUCACACUACUAAAGUUAGUAUCAACAGUUUCUGGUUGUUUUUUCUGACGAAUAUCACUAAUUUUGCUUCAAAGGGAGGUUUUGUAAAUGGGGGAUGCCUCAUGGGCGUCCGAGGUAGUUGUCAGAAACUGAUCAAACCUUAUGAAUAAUAAUGUGUUUCUUGCAAAAUAGAAACAUAUUAAGCUUUAAAAAACCAGGGUGAUACUCUUCGAGUUACACAAACACCAUCCAUAU
This is a messenger RNA of Papaver somniferum (opium poppy), 2903 nucleotides long. RefSeq lists its product as uncharacterized. The transcript is spliced from 16 exons. Bases 1 to 2655 code for a protein of 884 amino acids. Lineage: Eukaryota; Viridiplantae; Streptophyta; Magnoliopsida; Ranunculales; Papaveraceae. Gene Ontology annotation, molecular function: FAD binding. The record is from RefSeq and is a predicted model, not a curated record.